AUGGCACGUCGGUGGUCAAAGAACUCAGCAGCACAGCACCAUCUCAAGUCGCUCUUCGACGAUCACACCAUCACAGCGCGUACCAAAGCCGCCGAAGCCUACAAUCUUAGUCCAAUCUUCCACGAGUUCAACUUUGCCGCAUUUCAAAAGCAUUACGACACGACGUUUAAGAUGAAAUUCGCUAACUUUCAUCGACCAGUGGAGUUUACAAAUGAUUCGUCGGACGAUGUGCGCGUCGAUACAGUGUCCAUCUCCAAACCAGAGUGCUUGGUUGGCGAGUUUUACGACUACGUCAAACGUGAAAGCAAUGCCAUUGUGGUACUAUUGGUGCCGAGUGGAGCAAAGGGUGCCUGCGAGGUGGACGCCAACGACCUCUCCGUGUUGAGAGUGCGUUGGGAGUGGACGGCGAAUACCUGCGAUCCACAGUUGUUGUUUGCAAGUGAAAUGGCAACACCCAACCACCGGACGUAUGCUAAAAUAUCGGGCUUGCAAAAGGCCUACGGAAGCGUUUGCGGCAAGAACGGGUCGGCUCCGGUUACCGAAGGUGCGAUACACCUGCCAUUUGCCGUUCGAGUGUGCAACGAGAAUGCAUGA
Messenger RNA from Aphanomyces astaci, 594 nucleotides. RefSeq lists its product as hypothetical. Bases 1 to 594 code for a protein of 197 amino acids. The record is from RefSeq and is a predicted model, not a curated record. The transcript has 2 exons. Lineage: Eukaryota; Oomycota; Saprolegniomycetes; Saprolegniales; Verrucalvaceae.